AUGAUUUACAAUCCAAUAAUCUAUACACUUUUAUUCACGAUGGGUUUUACUCUUUUGAUUGAUUCAUUUCAAGCUUCACCCAUUCAUAAUGAUGAAUUACAUACUGAUAAAGCAUCAGACGAAGAUCUGACCGAUUCUACGGCAUCAUUUUACAAGCGUACUUUUAGUAACAGUGACAUUCCUGAUGGUUAUGUAGGUAUCAUGUUGGGCAAACGUCGAUUAGAAUCACGUGCAGUUCGACUUCCAACCGAAGCUAUUCUUCUUGGUAAACGUCGAUUACCCCAUGAAGCUGUGCUCUUGGGAAGACGAGAUUUACCAAAUGAAGCGAUUCUCUUAGGCAAACGUCGAAUACCUUAUGAAGCUGUGCUCUUAGGCAAACGCGAUUUACCCAACGAAGCCAUACUUUUGGGAAGACGCGAUUUACCCAACGAAGCUAUACUUUUGGGAAAACGAGAUUUACCUAAUGAAGCUAUACUUUUGGGAAAACGAGAUUUACCUAAUGAAGCUAUACUUUUGGGAAAGCGAGAUUUACCUAAUGAAGCUAUACUUUUGGGAAAACGAGAUUUACCUAAUGAAGGUGUUCUUCUUGGCAAAUGA
Messenger RNA from Rotaria socialis, 597 nucleotides. Lineage: Eukaryota; Metazoa; Rotifera; Eurotatoria; Philodinida; Philodinidae. The record is from the annotation of a GenBank genome assembly.